UACGUGGAACUACGACAAACGACCUACUCGUAAAUGGUUGUCAAUGCGAAAUGCGGAGAAUUUCAUAACAAGAUUAAACCCGCUUAGUCACGUACACGAUGGUUAUUUGUAAAUAUUAUCGACAAGGCAAUUGCCGUUUUGGACAGUACUGUCAGUUUGAUCAUAUAAAUACAUUUGCAAACACUAACAAGGAGUCGUACAAUGAAGACGAAUAUACAGUGGUUCUCGUUGCAAAAGAGAUACUUAGUGCCGAAAGGGGAGGACAGUGGUUGUUAUCCUGUUUUGCACCGCUUAAGGACAAACCAUGUAUUCCUGGUAUGGAAGAUUUGUCCCCAGAAGAAGUACGGUGGGAAAUGUAUCAGGCUCAAAAAAAUGGAAUGGUUGAACAAGCAAAAGUACACUUUCAACAACUGUGUCAAGACGUGAAAGCAAAAAGGGAUGCUUUGAAAAAUCCCACCAGAGAAACAUUAACAAAAUUAAAAGAGAUUUUAGGAACAGGUCACAAAGGUACAAGCGAAACGACGUCUGGUAAAUCGUCUAAUUUCUCUUUUGCAACACCUCAACUUGGACUUCCAAGCAGUACUUCAUCUUCUAAUGUAUUUGGAAAUAAAACAACAUUCGGGAGUCAAAGCAAUCCAUUUAGUGGAGGUUUCGCUUCCCCUAACAACACAUCAGUAUUUGGUAGAACAACUACAACUUCGAAUCCUGUGUUUGGUAGUGCUCCAACAUUUGGCAGUAACUUAGGUGUGUUCAGCGGUAGCGGAGGUACCAGUACCAAUCCUGUAUUCGGUGCAACUACAAACGCUCCCGCGUUUAAUACAGGACAAAAUACCCAGACUUUCGGAUCGUCCGGUUCAAUUUUUGGCGGCGGAGCUGCACAGCCCGUUUUCGGACAGCCUAGUGUAUUUGGAUCAUCGAAUCAAGCGAAUAAUGUGUUUGCUAGACCUCAAACGUCACAGUCGACGACUUCGGCAUUCAAUAGCGGAGCAACGUCUCCCUCCUCUCUGUUCAGUGGCGGCACUUCCUCUCAGCCUAGUGCAUCCAUAUUCGGUGGAGCCAAAACGACUACACCCAAUCCGUUCGGUGGUUCUUCAACUUUACAAACUUCGAAUCCCGUAUUCGGAACGGCCGUUUCAUCCGGCACUUUCAAUUCUGGAAUAUUUUCUCAAGCCGAGACGGUACCCGCUUUCGGAGGAGCACCAGUUUUUGGUGGUGCCGCAACGUUCGGAAACACAGCUGCCCCGAUGUUCGGCGAGAAACCAACGUUCGGAGGGUCCGCUGGCAUUUUUGGCGCGUCUAAUACCGCAACGCCUGCUUUCAGCUCCGCUCAACCUACCAAUGCUUUCGGUGCUACCGUUUCUACACCAGCCGCGGGUAUAUUUGGUAGUGCCCAGAAUACUGCGCCUACCAUGUCCACACCCAACGCUGCACCCUUUGGUACAACGUCGUCUACCACUGCUGGUCCGUUCUCCACCGCGACGUCCCAAUUUGACGCUACCAAUACAACUGCUUUCUCAAAGCCUGCGUUUGGCAUGAGCUCGGGGACCGCUGGUGAAACGUUUGGUACCACCGUUACAUCCUCUAGUGCACCAUUUGGUACUACGAAUACUAACGCCACUUUUGGUACACCUCCUACCACUACUUCACCCUUCGCGUCGUCCACAUUUGGCGAAAUACAGACCUCGCCAUUCGCGUCUACGAACGCUACAGUUACUACCACAACCGCGAAUCCAUUUGGAGUACAACAAAGUGCUUCUCCAUUUGGAGGCUUCGCACAGAGUCAAACGUCUAACACUACAACGGUGGCCUCGAGCGGGCCGUUUGGAAAGCCAACGUACACCGCGACAAUAACGGCCAUUAUCGAUGAAAGUAUUUACUCCAUGGACAAUCAAUUAACGGACGACGAGAAGAGUAUGUAUUUAGCAGAGAAGUUUAGCUUCGGUAAGAUACCGUUGAAACCACCUACCAAAGAGGUGAGGUAACAGAACAUGGAGAUAUUUAGUGGAAAAUGUAUGCUGUGAUACUUGUUUAGAUUGAGGUGCAACAUAGGCUUCUCUUGGAUAAGAGUAAAAUGUUGGAAACACUUCCCUCUAACUAAGGAAAGCCUAAAUUGCAUGCGAAUAUGUAACUAAGAUAAAUGUUAAUGAACUGUUAAUAAUAAAUAAUAUACAUAUGUA
This is a messenger RNA of Osmia lignaria (orchard mason bee), 2177 nucleotides long. RefSeq lists its product as uncharacterized. NCBI's taxonomy places the organism in Eukaryota, Metazoa, Arthropoda, Insecta, Hymenoptera, Megachilidae. Gene Ontology annotation, molecular function: metal ion binding. The record is from RefSeq and is a predicted model, not a curated record.